Messenger RNA from Echinops telfairi (small Madagascar hedgehog), 1220 nucleotides. RefSeq names its product transmembrane protein 248 (gene TMEM248). The coding region runs from base 96 to 1040 and encodes 314 amino acids. Lineage: Eukaryota; Metazoa; Chordata; Mammalia; Afrosoricida; Tenrecidae. The transcript is spliced from 7 exons. The record is from RefSeq and is a predicted model, not a curated record.
UGCUGCAGAUCUGCCCAGGGCAGAAGUCAUUGAUUUCUUGAUUGCUACUCCAUGAGCAUCGCCUGGGAUCCAAGCAAGGUGGAGCUGUCAGAAUAAUGUUCAACAUCAACCCCCUGGAGAACCUGAAGCUGUACAUCAGCAGCCGCCCCCCGCUGGUGGUCUUCAUGAUCAGUGUGAGCGCCAUGGCCAUCGCCUUCCUGACCCUGGGCUACUUCUUCAAAAUCAAGGAGAUUAAGUCACCAGGAAUGGCCGAGGACUGGAACAUGUUCCUGCUGCGGCUUAAUGAUCUGGACUUGUGUGUAUCCGAGAACGAAACACUGAAGCAUCUCACCAAUGACACGACGACACCAGAAAGCACAGUGAACAGCGGGCCGGCCCGGGGCCCCACCCAGGUCCCCCAGGGCCUGGAGGAUUCAGGCUCUGUGAACAUCUCUGUAGCCAUCACCCUGACGCUGGACCCACUCAGGCCUUUCGGGGGAUACUCGCGCAACGUCACCCACCUGUACUCGACCGUCCUAGGGCAGCAGAUUGGGCUCUCAGGCAGGGAGGCUCAUGAGGAGAUCAAUGUCACCUUCACGCUGCCCACAGCCUGGAGCGCGGAUGACUGUGCUCUCCACGGCCACUGCGAGCAGGUGGUCUUCACGACUUGCAUGACCCUCACUGCCGCCCUUGGGGUGUUCCCUGUCACCGUACAGCCCCCACACUGCAUCCCGGACACAUACAGCAACGCCACGCUCUGGUACAAGAUCUUCACCACAGCCAGGGACGCCAACACAAAAUACGCCCAAGACUACAAUCCCUUCUGGUGUUACAAGGGGGCCAUUGGGAAAGUCUACCAUGCUUUCAACCCCAAGCUCACGGUCAUUGUUCCAGACGAUGACCGCUCCCUGAUAAACCUGCACCUCAUGCACACCAGCUAUUUCCUCUUCGUGAUGGUGAUAACCAUGUUCUGCUACGCUGUUAUCAAAGGCAGACCGAGCAAACUACGUCAGAGCAAUCCUGAAUUCUGUCCUGAGAAGGUGGCUUUGGCUGAAGCCUAACCGCCCCAGAUUUUCCUGCGUGAGACAGAGAGAACUGCAAUCAAUCAUUGCCUGCUGCACCCGGUCGGCCUGGACACUCUGUGAACACAUUGUCUUGCAAUGUUGGGUUAUUCCAGCCAAAGACAUUUCAAGUGCCUGUAACUGAUUUGUACAUAUUUAUAAAACUCAAUUCGAAACUGG